Messenger RNA from Prosopis cineraria, 1309 nucleotides. RefSeq names its product vestitone reductase-like. Gene Ontology annotation, molecular function: oxidoreductase activity, acting on the CH-OH group of donors, NAD or NADP as acceptor. The transcript is spliced from 4 exons. The coding region runs from base 152 to 1132 and encodes 326 amino acids. The record is from RefSeq and is a predicted model, not a curated record. Lineage: Eukaryota; Viridiplantae; Streptophyta; Magnoliopsida; Fabales; Fabaceae.
AACCAAAAGUAAGUAGAGGUCGAGAAGAAAAAGAAAAAAUGACCUUAUAAAACAUGGAUAACUUUGUCACAACAUUGAACAUGCUUGUCUCCUAUCUAUAAAAUUCGGUUUCUCCAAUAGAACCUCGUACGCUCAAGCCUGUCUUCUCUUAAUGGAAGAGAGCAAAGGAAGAGUAUGUGUCACAGGUGGUACUGGCUUUAUUGGUUCCUGGAUCAUCAAGGUACUACUUGAAGAUGGCUAUUCUGUUAAUACUACCAUUAGAUCUUACCCAGAACACGUGAAAGAUGUGAGCUUCCUCACAAAUUUGCCAGGAGCAUCUCAGAGGCUACAAAUUCUGAACGCAGACCUAAACGACCCAGAAAGUUUCAAGGAAGCCAUUGAAGGGUGCAUUGGAGUAUUCCAUGUGGCUACUCCAGUAGAUUUUGAGGAAAAGGAACCUGAGGAGAUUGUGACCAAGAGAUCCAUUGAUGGGGCAUUGGGAAUUCUGAAGGCAUGCCUCACUUCAAAAACUGUGAAGAGAGUUGUUUACACUUCCAGUUCCUCUGCUGUUGCUUUUAUUGGCAAAGGCGAUGAAGUGAAGGAUGAGAGCUUCUGGAGUGACGUGGAUUUACUUAGAACUUCAGAGACAUACGGAUGGUCCUAUGCAGUUUCUAAGACAUUGACAGAAAAAGCUGUGCUUGAAUUUGGAGAACAAAAUGGAUUAGAUAUUGUGACUCUGAUUCCCACUUUUGUUGUUGGACCAUUCAUUUGUCCUAAGCUUCCUGGCUCUGUUGGUUCAAUACUCUAUUUUUUAUUUGAUAAGAAGGACCCAUUCAGUUAUCUGCAAAUACCUGUGGUUCAUGUUGAUGACGUGGCAAGGGCACACAUAUUUCUGCUUGAACAUCCCAAUCCCAAAGGGAGAUAUAAUUGUUCUACGUGUUUGGCAAUCAUUGAAGAAGUGUCUGAAGUUGUGUCUGCUAAAUACCCAGAAUUUCAAAUGCCAACCAUAGAUUCCUUAAGAGAAAGCACAAGCUUGAAAUUUCCAGAUCUCUCAUCUAAUAAGCUCAUAGAUGCUGGAUUUGAGUUCAAGUAUGGACUUGAGGAAAUGUUGGUGGACGCAAUUGAAAGUUGCAAAGAGAAGGGUUAUUUGUAGAGCUACAAUAAAAUGUGUUAUCUGUCAAAAUAUGAUAUAUGGAAGGUGUUUUAAUUGUAUUUUUAGCAUGUGUGUGUGAUUUUAAAUUAAAUUGCGUGAAAAAUUUAUCGUUAUAUAUGAACACUAUGAAAAUAUGAAGUGUUUUGUUUCAACAAAAUAUGAGUAAGAUUUGCAUUA